CCAGUGCGCGUGCGCACUCAGUCUCGCGCCCUUUUGUUAAGCAAGUGUUGCUCUUAUCAAUCGUCUUGACGUCGACAGAAAGCCAAAGUUCACGGAGAACAAGAAAAUAAACGUAUUGGGUGUCACCAAACAAAAAAAGGGAAGAGUGCGAAGAAGAUGGAAACAAGAUGUUUUAAAGUGGUUGACGGCAAUGUGAGGAUGGAAAGAGACGAGAAGAGAAAGAAUGAGGACAGACAGGGGAAAGCGACAGUGGAGAAGAACAGACAAGAAGAGAAGGAGACUGAUGGAGUCUGCUAUAGAGCAGACCAGUGAUGAUGUAAGAUGGCGGGGACUUCGAGACACGACCGAGAUAUGGCGCUGAACGCCAAGCGUCAACUGUCGGUGUGUUCUGACCCAGUGGAAAGACUCCGCCUCCAGUGUCUGGCCAGGGGUUCGGCUGGGAUCAAAGGUCUCGGCAGAGUCUUCAGGAUCAUGGACGACAACCAAAACCGCACGCUGGACUUGAAGGAGUUCCUGAAGGGAGUCAACGACUACGGCAUCCUUAUGGACAAACAGGAAGCUUCUGCUCUCUUCCAGCAUUUCGACCGUGACGGCAGCGGGGCCAUCGACUUUGACGAGUUCCUGGUCACGCUGAGGCCCGCCAUGUCCAAGUCCCGCAAGGAGGUGGUCAUGCAGGCCUUCCGCAAAUUGGACAAGACCGGCGACGGCGUGAUCACCAUCGAAGAUCUGAGGGGGGUUUACCACGCCAAGUACCACCCCAAGUACCAGAACGGGGAAUGGACAGAGGACCAGGUCUUCAAGACAUUCCUGGAUAACUUUGAUUCUCCCUACGACAAAGACGGCAAGGUGACGCAGGAGGAGUUCAUCAACUAUUACUGUGGUGUCAGCGCCUCCAUCGAUAGCGACGUUUUCUUCAUUCUGAUGAUGAGGAACGCCUGGAAGCUUUGAGCGAACGUCAACUUAUUAAACACCAUGAUGUCA
Nerophis lumbriciformis (worm pipefish) is the source of this 981-nucleotide messenger RNA. It is a transcript of the gene capslb, whose product is annotated as calcyphosine-like b. Gene Ontology annotation, molecular function: calcium ion binding. The record is from RefSeq and is a predicted model, not a curated record. NCBI's taxonomy places the organism in Eukaryota, Metazoa, Chordata, Actinopteri, Syngnathiformes, Syngnathidae.